AUGGAGGCAACCCUGCUAGACCACUGGAAAAGCAUGCUGAUCGAGAAGUACGAUGGGUCAUCCGACCCCGAAGAACAUUUGAACGUUUUCUUGACUCAAGCGACCCUUUCCACUCAGGACGACUCGGCUUUGUGCCGAAUAUUCCCCACGUCGCUGAAGGGAAGAGCUUUGAGUUGGUUUACGAGACUGCCGAGCGCCUCCAUAGACUCGUUUAGCGAGUUGUCGUCCCAGUUCACCCUACAAUUCGCAACGAGUAAGCCGUACAAAACGAACUCUUUAGCCUUGGCGGGGGUCCGUCAAGAAAAGAAGGAAAACCUGAGAGGCUUCAUGGACCGAUUCAACAAGAUUGCAAUGGAGAUUGGCGACCUUAAUCUUGUCGUGGCAUUAGACCGGCUGAGCACGGCCCUCAGGCCGGGACCGUUCGUAAACAGCUUGUGUAAGAAGCCGCCAGUUGAUAUGAACGAUCUCCGACGCCGAGCUGAGAAGUACAUGCAAAUGGAAGAGCUUGCGGAAACCCGGAACCAGGCCAGGGUCGAAGAAAAUUAUAGCCGAAAAGAAUCUGGCCGAGAGCAGGUGAGAAAGACUAAUGCCGAAUCCUCGAAUACCCGCCCCCGGAGAGGACCUCGCUACGCGGUGUACACUCCCCUCAAUGCGAGUAAGGCCAAGGUGAUGGAGCAGGCCCUCGCAUCAGAAAUCCUUGCCAUGCCGAAAAGGGCGAACACACCUCCCAGAGCCGACAAAGCCAAGGCAUGCCGAUUUCACCGAAAUAGGGGGCACUCCACCGAAGAAUGCUCGGCGCUGAAGGACAAGCUCGAGGACCUUAUCACACAAGUUCGAGGACCUUAUCAAACAGGGUCACCUCAGAAGUUUUAUCAGCCCCCAUGA
Messenger RNA from Cajanus cajan (pigeon pea), 885 nucleotides. RefSeq lists its product as uncharacterized. NCBI's taxonomy places the organism in Eukaryota, Viridiplantae, Streptophyta, Magnoliopsida, Fabales, Fabaceae. The record is from RefSeq and is a predicted model, not a curated record.